Molecule: messenger RNA, 3211 nt
Organism: Naegleria gruberi
Lineage: Eukaryota; Heterolobosea; Eutetramitea; Acrasida; Naegleriidae
Exons: 4
Coding region: 1-3180 (1059 amino acids)
Molecular function (GO): ATP binding; calcium ion binding; kinase activity
Source: RefSeq, a predicted model, not a curated record
AUGGAGCAAAAGGUUAAAGGACUCUUGGAUCAAAUCAACAAAGAUCAUCAAUUGGUGGAAUUUUCACAACAAAAACCAUCGGAAAUUAAACAACGAUUAUUAAUUGGAAUUUUUGGAACACCUGGUUCAGGGAAGACAAGUGUUUGUCAGGAUAUGAAAAAGUAUUUGACUGAAGAGUUGAAGAUUAAUUGUCAGGUCGUUCCUAUGGAUGGAUUUCAUUAUUAUAGGAGGGAAUUGGAUAUGAUGGAAGAUCCUAAACAUGCUCACAGUAGAAGAGGAGCUCCAUUUACUUUUAAUGAUUUGGCUUUUAAAAACUUAUUGGAAAAUAUUAAACAUUCACCUAAUCAGAAAGUGAGUGCUCCUUCCUUUGAUCAUGGUGUUGGAGAUCCCAUUGAAGAUGAUAUUCAUGUAGAAGCCAAUCAAUCAAUUAUAAUUGUGGAAGGAAAUUAUUUGGCAACUUGGCCAAAUGUCACACCAUUGUUUGACAUUUUGAUUUAUAUCCAUACUCAAACUAAGGAAGAGAAAAGACUAAGAAUUAAUGAGUUUUUUAUUGACUUUGAUAAAUUGAGAUCAGGAUUUGUAUCAAUCCCUCAAUUUAGAAGAUGUUUGAGUUCUUUCGGAAUGGAAUUAAAGGAUGCUGAUUUUGAUAAACUUGUUUCGAGGUUUAUUGAUUCGAGCGUCAAUAAGGUGAAUUAUAUUCAAUUUGCUACUGAAAUCGAUAAAGGAAUGGAAAAAGAUCCUAAAUUGGAAACUCUCAACUCUACAGAAUUAUUAAAAUCACAGAAACCACAACUCUCAGCCACUGAAGAAUUAAAUAUUCUAUACGAAAAAUUGAGAUGGGAAGCCAAAACUCAAGGCCAUAUUAUUAAGAAUUACUUCAAGGACUUUGAUCCUCUUAAUCAUGGAGCUGUUACUAGAUCUCAAUUUUUGCAAUGUAUUCCUUUCAGAAACCUGAAUGCUGAAGAAUUGCACUUGAUUCUUGAUAGAUAUGUAGAUGAAAAAGGGGAUAUCAAUUAUCUCCGAUUCCAUGAAGAAAUUGAAAAUGAAAUUAAAAUAGAUGACUAUCCUGAUUAUAGAUUCGAAAGAGCAACCCCUUCAAUUGAGGAACAAGUCGAUGAAAUUGAAAAGGAAAUCAAAAAGGCUUUGAUCAAAUAUAGAAUUAAAUUGGAUGAAUCUUUCCGUGAUUUUGACAGAUUAAGAACUGGCUUUAUCACUAAAGCUCAAUUCAUGUCCACACUAGGUGCCAUAAAGUUCCACAAAAUGGCUUUCAAUCAAACACAGCUCGACAUGUUGGCUGAAAAGUACAGAACUGAAGAUCAUCACUCCGAGUCCAGAGUAUCAUAUCAAGAGUUCUUGAAUAAUGUUUACUCUGUUUUCAAUGAUAAGGGAUUGGAAAAAUUUCCAACUAAGAAAUUCCAUCAACAAAACAAUAUUGUCAAGCUUAAUAGAAAGAAUUUAGAGAGCGAAAAGGAAGAAAAAUGUAACGAUGUUAUUAACAAGGUCAGUGAGAUUGUAAGCAACAGAAGAGUUUUCAUGAAACCAUUCUUCCAAGAUUUUGAUAAAACAAAGAAGGGUACCUACUCCACCGAUCACGUUACAAGGGCCAGAUUCGAGAGAGCCCUUCACAUGUCUGGUAUCAAUUUAACUCAAGAUGAAUAUACUAUUCUUGAAGAAAAAUAUGACGAUCUUGGUAAGGGAGAUGUAAACUACAAAAUGUUCCUCGAGGAUGUUGAUGAAAUUUUGCAAAAUAGUAACUUUAAUACUCGUGACUAUGAUGUUAAACUUAUUGGUAAUCUCCCAAAGAAGGAGAGAGGUCCAAAGGGAGAAAAGGAGCUAGAUGAAUUACUUGAGGAUAUUUCGUUCAAGUCCCUUGUUAAUAGAAUAAGAUUGGAAGAGUUUAUGAGAGAUUUUGACCCUCUUAGAAGUCAUGAAAUUACAGAGAAACAAUUCAGAAGUGCUUUAAAUAUGGGAGGUAUUGAUAUGACAGAUAAGGAGAACGAACAACUCAUUUCAGAAUUUAAGAGUCCAACGAAGAAAGGAUUUGUUAACUAUAGAAAGUUUUGUGACACAAUUAACAGUGUAAUUACUGAAAAGAAUUUAGAAAAGGUUCCAACCAAAGAAUUGGUUUCUCCUCUCGAUUUUACUUUAAAUUCCAUGCAAAAACGUGGUCCACAAAAAGCAUACACACCAAUGGAGGACAAGCUCGAUGAGUUACUUGGCAAACUUCAAUAUGCAGUGAAGACAAGAGGUAUUGCUAUGAAAGUAAAUUUCGAAGAUUUUGAUAAGUUAAGAAGAGGAAAAAUAAGCGAAACACAGUUUAUACAGUGUCUUGAUAAGCUUUUUAAUUUCCUCACCCAAGAAGACUACAGGUUACUUCAAAAUGCCUAUUUUGAACCAACUUCAGGCUAUGUAAACUAUUUCAAGUUUAUUCAAGAUGUCGAUAAGAAUGAACGUGUUGACAGAACCCAUCAAUCUGUCUAUGUAAAGGAAUUAGAGUUGGCCGUUUCUCAAAACUUUAUUAACCCUGAUGUGCCAAAACAAAUUCCUACAGAGAUAUCAAAUGUUAUCUAUAAGGCCACGUCUGAUAUUGUUAAGAGUAGAACCAGAUUGAAAGAAUUCUUUGCUGAUUUUGAUAAAUUGAGACACAAUGUCGUUCCAAAGGCAAAGUUUAGAACUGCUCUUAGCAUGGCUAAAUUGAAUCUUUCAGAACAAGAAAUUCAAUUGUUGGAAGAUUAUUACAAGGUUGAUGCUCACCCAGAUUUGAUAAGUUAUACAUCACUUUGUGAAGAAGUUGAUAGAGCUUUUGUUGAAAAUAGACUUGAAAAAUUCCCAACAAAGACUGCAGAAUCAUUCCAAGCUCGUCCAAGCUAUCCUCUUAAAUCUCAUAUUCCAGAAAUCUCAAACGAAGUAGAUGGUAAUGAAUUGAAUGCAAUCCUUAAAAAGGUUGCCACUAAGGCUGCUGUUAUGCAACAAAUUUUAACUGCCUACUUCCAAGACUAUGACAAGCUGAGAAAACUUCGUGUUACCAAAACUCAAUUUGCUUCUAUUCUCGAUUUCUUAAAGUUCCACUUGAAUGACAAGGAACUCAGAGUGUUACAAAAGCAUUACGAAGAUGAAAGAGGCGAUAUUGAUUACCACACAUUCUGUAAGGAAAUUGAUGCUGUUGUCCUCACUUUGUAAAUACUGAUAAAUAAACCUUAAAACUAUUUCU